UUUUCAUAGAAGCAGACAGCCGCCUCUCUCGAGGAGGGGAGAAGACGUCCGGGAGCUCUUAGGAAAGGGCGGUCCUGGGAGUCGACAUGCAGGAGAGCUACGAAACCGUGAUCUCGCUGGCAGAAGAAAUUGCCAUCAGUUGGCCCCGCAUUGCGGCCUUCACGGAGACCAGAGGGCGGCGAGGCCUGGCUCCUGGGCUAGAAAUGGAGCCAGAGCAAGGGCAGCUGGCACCCGUGCAGGGCCAAGCGACAGCCGCCGCCGCCACUCCGGCCGGCUCCAGCGAAGAAGGGAUCCUGCCGGACUUCCGGAGGCAGCUGGGGGUGAUCCUGCAGACCGUGGGCAAGGCUCAGGUGGAGAAGAUGCUGAGGGAGCUGGUGAAAGAACAGGAGCAGCAAGGCAAAGUCAGGCGGCGGAAGAGAGUGGCCAGGAGCCCCCGGCGUGGAGCAGGCGAUGGCAGGCAGAACACUUUGGAGGCCCCGCAGGAGAUUCGCACUGGACUGUUCGAAGGAUCCGCAGUCCUGGCCAGGAAGCCCCCGGAGAAUGAACUGCAAAUGCCCCUUUUGUAUCCAGGGCCAUUGGCAGGGCAAAAGCCAACCGUUUCAGGGAAGACGGGUCAAGGAGACGCCAAAGAGUACAAGAACAGCCUUUCCCAUCAGCAGAGCCCUUUGGGGGCAAGGUGGGGGGUAGGUUCCGAGCCACGGGACAGCAUCGGCUGCAGUCUUUUCGGCAGCAUCGACGGCGGGAGGGGCUGGCCACCGUUUGGUGAAAGAGCCCAGUUUUUGUCUGGGUGGCAGAAACCACGCUACGUCCAGAGACGCCGGCGCCCGCCUGCGGGAGAGAAACCCCACCGCUGCGGCCCAUGCAGAAGAUCCACUGUUGCUACGCCGGCAGGAUCUGAUUCACCGCUAAAGUCCGCCCUGAGCCUUCCGCCGGACCCUGCCUCAGCGUCUUCUGCAGUUCUGCUGCUAAACUCCACAGAGCCACCGACCUCUGCCCAGCCCUCACCUGUGAACUCUGCCAUGGCCCUGCCUCGAAAACCCCACGCCUGCGAGGAGUGCGGGAAGCGCUUCCGAAUCCUCGCCAACUUGGAAAGGCAUCAGCAGCGCCAUGCGGCGGAAAAGCCGCACCAGUGCCGGGACUGUGGGCGGCGCUUCCGCUGGGGCUGCCACCUAGAGCGCCACCGGCGCUCCCGGCGCUGUGUGGAGUGUGGCGGGGGCCUGGCAACGCCUCCUCCGCCUCCGUCCCCACCCCCAGAACCGGACCGGCCGUACUCCUGCGGAGAAUGCGGGAGGCGUUUCACACAGCGCUCGGCCCUCAGCAAGCACCGGCGGCUGCAUUCCGGGGAGCGCCCCUACGGCUGUGGGGAGUGCGGGAAGCGCUUCCUGCAGCGCUCUGACCUCACCAUCCACGUGCGCUCACAUUCCGGGGAGCAGCCCUACGUCUGCACAGAGUGCGGACGUCGCUUCAGCGUCAGCUCCAACCUCAGCAAGCAUCGGCGCAUGCACCGUGGCGAGCGCCCCCACGCCUGCACCGUGUGCGCCAAGCGCUUCCUGCAGCGCUCUGAGCUCCUCAUCCACCAGCGGGCUCACACCGGGGAAAGGCCCUAUCCCUGCACGGCCUGCGGGAAGCGGUUUGCUCGCCGGGCUCAUCUCAAACGCCACCAGCGCACCCACGGCGGGGUGCCCGCCGCCCCCGCCGCCUCUCGACACCAGAGUGCCCGACUGCUCACCACCUCUGCCACGGACACUGGGUCUCUUCUCGAACAUCAGCAGCAUGAACGCGGGGGUGUGUCCGAUGGCCUUGAAUCGCGGUCCCGUACCAACACGCCUCCUGUGGCGGGGCCCACAGUCUUUGCCCGAGGUGUUGCGGGCACUGCCUCGUUGGGCCUGCCCUGGGCUGUAUCCUCUUCUGCCCGCCUCUCUUUCUGCUCCAGCCCUCUCUGAUCACUCGAGUGCUUCCUCUGCUGCAACUGUGCCCUUCAUCAGUCUGCCACGGCCAGUGGGUACCCUUAGCUGAACCUCGGUUUCGCGGACAGGGGUCUAACCCUCGGUAGAUGGCGGGAAGGUUGAUAGGGCACGGGAGCAGUUUACAUUUUGGAGCCCGGCUGUUGUUUGCCGGGUAACCCGGCAGCUUUGUUUCUUCGCGUGGCCUCCUGCCAGCCUUGCUUCGAGCAUCUGGCGUACGGACGGAGCGGGUUGUAGACAGGCCACCACAGUCCCCAUGUGGGACAUUAAGCAAUAUUCCCUGGAGUCGCCAUUGCGCUCUUUGAACACCAAGUCAGCAGGAUUGUGCCGGACACAUUGUUAAGUGUAGGAGUGUGUGUGUGUGUGGGGGGGUGGGGUCAGUUAAUCUCCUUGUCUGCAGGAGAGGGGAGGGGGGAAGGAAGCACUCCCAAGUCGAUCGUAGCAAAGAGGUGUCCGCAAGCAGUUAGUGCACCACAGCGCGAUCGCAGGCACACGCUUCCUAGACACACGUAAAAAUCUCCACCCUCUUGCCACUGGCCACCACGCAGUCGCCCACCUUUGGCUCACUUCUUUUCCCUCCUCCAUCAGAAACAUUAGCGCUUCCCGCUGCCCCCCCCCCCUUGCAUUAUUCCUACAGAGAUUUCUUGGCUCCAGAUCUCCCUUUCUUUGGUCAGCCUACCCUUGCUUCCUUUUUGUGGAAGAGAAGUUUCACCGGGCUUCAUUGAGAUGCUGAGCGUCCCCCAUUUCGGGCAGCAAAAACAGCCCAUUGGCCCAGAGGCUCUCCCGCCACCUAGCGCAAACGUUGGGGCAGGUUUCAUGUGUGUUUGGAGUUGAUGCGUCUCGUCAGUAGACAACUCUGAGAUCCAGGCGCUGGCAGGGCACAGAACCGCAUGGAAGGAAGGAAAGGAGGCACGCUUGCUGAUCUUUUCCAAAAAGUUCAUCAGCGCAGCCGGGGGGCUGAGGUGGGAUCGAACCUCUGCCGCUGCUUGCCGAAUCCUGGGUGACGGCCGGUGCCUUCGAGAGGAAUCGCGGGGGUUUUUCUUCGUUGCCGGUCCUGAGAAAACAGAUUGACGGAGGAGGAAAAGCAAGAGGCACCUCCGACGGGAACCAUGGACGUGAACGACGUGGCUGAAAAGGGGACAGAGUCCAGUCUGGCCAACUGCAGAGGGUUUUAAGCGAGCGUCGAGAGAGCAGAAAUGCUGCCGUCGAGAGAACGUUCAAAAGCCCUUGGCUUGGCCGGCUACUUCUCUUCCGCAAAACCCACACACAGAGCCUGCGCCCAGUUGCGUUGCCGUUCACCAGAGCCGUGGUCUUUCUCCAGCUGUUUGUACAUUCCUGUGACCUUCAGGACUGGUGCUUCAUUGCGGGGGGCGGGGGGAUCAAGGGGGUGGGGCAGGCCACAAAGGUUUGUGGCUUAGCCUGGACUGGACUCUAGAGUAGGGAGGGGUUAAUAAUACCUGGUUUAGAACUAAAUAUAGUAGAACUUUUGUUUUACCAAAA
Heteronotia binoei (common prickly gecko) is the source of this 3464-nucleotide messenger RNA. Its product is annotated as zinc finger protein GLI4-like. Bases 87 to 1943 code for a protein of 618 amino acids. NCBI's taxonomy places the organism in Eukaryota, Metazoa, Chordata, Lepidosauria, Squamata, Gekkonidae. Gene Ontology annotation, biological process: regulation of transcription by RNA polymerase II. The transcript is spliced from 4 exons. Gene Ontology annotation, molecular function: DNA-binding transcription factor activity, RNA polymerase II-specific; RNA polymerase II cis-regulatory region sequence-specific DNA binding. The record is from RefSeq and is a predicted model, not a curated record.